This is a messenger RNA of Prunus armeniaca (apricot), 192 nucleotides long. The record is from the annotation of a GenBank genome assembly. NCBI's taxonomy places the organism in Eukaryota, Viridiplantae, Streptophyta, Magnoliopsida, Rosales, Rosaceae.
AUGAAGGACCGUGAGAUCGGUAGGUCCAGGUGUUUCGGAUUCGUUACUUUCAGCAACGACAAGGACAUGCGGAACGGGAUCCAAGGAUGCCAGAGCCUUAAUUUGAGGGUGACCAUGGGAACAACAUGGAAGCCAACCUCACCACUAUCUAUCAAGAUCACAAUGACAGAUUUGCACCAUUACACCAAUUGA